CAACAACAACAAAAAAAUAAUCUCGCUGAGCUCCAGUCGAUGAUGUUUCAAGAUGUUUAAAGAUGUUUUGUGUAGCUGUUCGUUUCUGUUUGAGUAAAACGUGCCGUCAGGACUGGGGCGGACACAGACAGAACUGAGGUCAAUGGUUGUGAAGCUGUGCUUAGAAGAGGAAGGACGUGUGUGUGUCCCAGCGAAUGUGAUGGGUCAGAGGAAGAAAGCCACUAAGCUCCAGUCUGGAGGUGGCAGCAGUGGAGCCGAAGUGGUCCUGAGACACAUCGAGGCCAAAGACUACAUCAACGAGCUUUCCCAUGAAGUCCUCUGUCAUAUAUUCAGGUAUCUUCCCAUGAAGGACAUCAUGUGCAUGGAGUGUCUGUCCAGGAAGCUUCGAGAGGCGGUGACUUUGUACCUACGAGUGGCCAAAGUCAUCGACCUCUGUGCUGGACGCUGGUGGGAGUAUAUGCCUGCAGGUUUCACAGACAGCAGCUUUCUCAUCCUUUUGAAGAAGAUACCAGAUCUGGAGCAGCUGUAUGGCCUCCACCCUCGCUUCCUGGAGAAGAGACGAGUCAGAGGCUAUGAAGCUUUCAGCAUACCCGGAAUCCUGGAGGCACUGCAAGCCUGUCCAAAUCUACUGGGUGUGGAGACAUCCCAUCUUGAACUAGUAGAAGCCAUAUGGAACUACAUGCCACAGGUUCACAUCCUGGGAAAGUUCCGCAAUCGGAAUGGGGCGUUUCCCAUUCCUACGGAGAACAAACUGACCAUCCCCAUCACUGCAAAGAUACAGACCUUACAUCUAGUGGGGGUCAAUGUUCCUGAGAUUCCCUGUGUUUCCAUGCUGCGCCACCUUUAUCUGAAAUGGGUUCGUCUCACCAAACCCCAACCAUUUAAAGACUUUCUGUGUGUGAGCCUCAGAACCUUUGUCAUGCGAAAUUGUGCAGGGCCAACGAACUCUCUUAAAUAUGUUCCCCUGGUAACUGGUUUAGCAUCGGCCCGGAACCUGGAACAGCUGGAGCUGGUGAGGGUCCCCUUCUUGGGAGGUCUGAUCCAGCAUGUGGUUGAAGACAGCUGGAGAUCAGGAGGGUUUCGGAAUCUCCACACUAUUGUGUUUGGAGCCUGCAAGAACGCUCUGGAAGUUGAUCUGGGCUACCUCAUCAUCACCGCAGCUCGCAGGCUUCAUGAGCUGCGAAUUCAGCCUUCAUUGACUAAAGAUGGUGUCUUCUCAGCCCUCAAGAUGGCCGAACUUGAGUUCCCACAGUUUGAGACACUUCAUCUGGGAUAUGUGGACGAGUUCCUGCUUCAAUGUAAGAUGAGUCAUUCUGAGCUGGUGAAGUACGGCCUGGCAGAUGUGAUGGAGAACCCAGGCAUUAUUACAGAUAUUGGUGUGAAGGUGGUGAAUGAAGUCUUCACGCACAUUAAACAUCUGCUGAUCUACAACUGUCCUCAUCUCCAUAACCCUCAUCACUGGAUCACAGAUCAGUCCAGGUGGAGCCGUCUGGUGGAUCUCACUCUGGUUCGCUGUCAUGCUGUCAAACUGGAUUCAUUCUCACAGUUCAUAGAGUUACUGCCGAGUCUGGAGUUCAUUUGUCUGGAUCAGAUGUUUAGAGAACCACCCAAGGGCUGUGCCAGAGUGGGCCUCAGUGCAGGAACUGGGAUUGGCGUGUCCUCGGCUCUGGUCAGCAACCAGAACCCCAACAAUGACAAUGAACACAACCAUCAUCCCAACAAUGACGAUGGCAACCUGCCUCCUCCGGCUGUCAAUAUCAACCAGAGGCAACCGCAGCAGCAGCCGCAGGAAAACGUGGAAGUAAAUGGGAUGGAGGAGGACGAGGAGGAGGAGGAGGUGAUGUUGGACCACAUGGACGCUGAGCCCCAGCUGGAGCCGGAAGAAGAGCAGGAUGUUAAAGUGGAAGAGCGUGAUGUGGCUGUGGGGCCAAGCCAUCCUCCUGAAACACCACAACAGCCUGAUGAAGAACAAGCAGGUCCCAGUGGUUUGGUGCAGCAGUGCCGGCCAGCCGACGUGGCCGUCCCCAAGCCUCUGGUGGUGAUGUCAGACUCUGAGAGUGACGAAGAGGAGGGCAUGGUUCCGCGGCACGUGCCAGCUUCACAUUCCCAGCAAACAACCUCCUGUAUUGAAGGUAAAGGAAAGACGCCAUUGCGGCGGGCUAACAAUAUGGCUGCUGAAGUGACGGUACCGUUGGACAACUCAGAGACCUGGAUGCCCGAAAGUAGUUGUGAGAAAAGCUGUCAGGUCAGCAGUGAACAGAUCAAGGCAGACAUGAAGACCGCGUCCGAGUACAGCCGGAGGACUACAAAUAAAGGAACUUCUACUGAGAGCGGGGAACAUGCAGCAAGGCAGGGGGCUGACCGGGGACUAACCUGUGGAACUGGGACUGCUGGAACUGCUGCACAGACCAGAACAGUGCAAGGACCUGGAAGUCUGGGUCAAAUUGGUGCGGGACAGGCCACAUCACAGCAAGUGGAUGGAUGUGGGAGGGUGUUUCCAGGAACAGCCCAGAUACCAAGCACAACCACUGAGAGGGCAGCCAGAGCUGGUCCCAGUGAAGACACAGAGGGCCUUUCUGGAGUCAGCAACGGAGGAAAUUGUACGAGUGGAGUUGGCGUGAGUCAAAGUGUUGGUAGUGGAGUGGAACGUGUGGAGCUCAGAGGAGCUGCUGAAACCCAGCCUUCUACAAGAACAGAGCUGCUGGGUGGACAGUUGGGGAAACGGCGUCCCCCACCUGGAUCUCACCACGGGGCUGUGGGCUCCAGUUUACAGCUCUGCCGGGGCAGGGAGGAUGACUUUGUUCCCAGGCGACCUUUAACCCGAUCUUGCACCCGUAUCUCCUCAGUGUCCCUGUUACCUGAGACAGACCUUUCCAGAACCAGGCCUCGACCGGCAGUCAAGAGGAAACGAACAGCUGACAAAUCAACCAGCACGUCAGACCCCGUCACAGAGGACGACCACGUACAGGUUCUGUCUCUGAAGAGUAAGAACUUGGUGGGGAUCACUUUGACCAACUGUGGGAUCACUGACCUGGUGCUCAGAGACUGCCCCAAGAUGAUGUUUAUUCACGCCACUCGAUGCCGAGUGCUGAAGCAGCUCCAGAUAGAAAGUGCCCCCAUCGUCAACAGGUUCGACUACGCCCAGUGUAAGAAGUUGGACAUGCAUCAGGUCCUGGAUCAGAUUUUGCGAAUUCCAGCUGAGAGGAACCGCAUCAUCUACAUGCGUCCUAUGCACCAGGUUGACUCUGUGUCCUUGGAGCGCCAGCUUUUCCAGGGUCCUUAUCCGUAUCACAUCGCUUUGGUGCACGAGUUCAGCAACCCUCCAAAUAUGCGCAAUAAGGUUCGCAUUCGCAGCUGGAUGGACACCAUCGCAAACAUCAGCCAGGAGUUGAUCAAAUACGAGUUCUUUCCCGAGGCUACGAGGACAGAAGGCGAUGUCAAGAAGUAUCACAGAUAUCCGUGGGGCCGGGACAUCUACACGCUGGAGGGAGUGGUGGAUGGUGCCCCCUACAGCAUGACAACAGAUUUCCCGUGGCUGAGGACUCUGAGGGCAGCUGAUCCGAACACCUACGCCCGCUACGACUUUGAGGAUGACGAAAGCACCACCAUUUAUGCUCCGCGGCGGAAAGGACAGCUGUCUGCUGACAUCUGCAUGGAGACCAUCGGGGAAGAAAUCUCAGAGCGGCGGCAGAGCAAAAGAGGAGUGUUCCAGAGGGUGGUGGUGGUCUUCCUCCAUCACUGCGACACACCAGGAGAACCUGUGGACGACGACUACAUCUGAGCUCCUUCAGUGUGCACAGCCUCCUCUGGACAGCGAAGAACGUCAGAGACCACCGCACUGCCACAGCGUGCUUCCACAACAGGGCUGCAGGUCAAAGUUCACUUCUGUUCCAGUGACACGCACCUGAUGUCUGACAGACACUAUGAGACAGUGAUGGCGGCGUUAUCAAAAACAAGUGCCCAGACCGCCUGGGUUGAGGGUGUGUCUCUUAUUGUGACGUCAAGUCUGUGAUCUGCUCUUUAGAAUCAUGUUGAAAACAUUUAUUGACUCCACGUCCAGAUCAAAUACAUGAAUUUAAAAAGCUGUUUGCUGCUGAUGUUCUUAUUUCAGUAAAUGUCCCCUGAACAUGUCCACACCAUCAGGCUCAUAAGUCACUCAAGUUUUUUUGUAUUUCUACAUCACCACAGGAGAGUUGAAAUGAAACCCUGAAGAUGUGCACAUUUGUGAACGUUCAGCUUU
This is a messenger RNA of Thalassophryne amazonica, 4240 nucleotides long. RefSeq names its product F-box protein 38 (gene fbxo38). Gene Ontology annotation, molecular function: protein binding. The record is from RefSeq and is a predicted model, not a curated record. NCBI's taxonomy places the organism in Eukaryota, Metazoa, Chordata, Actinopteri, Batrachoidiformes, Batrachoididae. Gene Ontology annotation, biological process: protein K48-linked ubiquitination; SCF-dependent proteasomal ubiquitin-dependent protein catabolic process. Bases 143 to 3781 code for a protein of 1212 amino acids. The transcript is spliced from 21 exons. Gene Ontology annotation, cellular component: cytoplasm; nucleus.